Messenger RNA from Procambarus clarkii (red swamp crayfish), 6955 nucleotides. Lineage: Eukaryota; Metazoa; Arthropoda; Malacostraca; Decapoda; Cambaridae. The record is from RefSeq and is a predicted model, not a curated record.
GGUGUUGUGAGGGAGGCUUGGCGGAGCAGGACAGUCAGUGCCAGGAUGACUGUUGUGGUGUUGGCUGCUGUUGUGGUGGCCGCUGGUGUGGCGGCUGUUGUUGUGGUGGGAACUGUGGUGAGCGAGGCAACCACAGAGGCACCAGACGGACCUCACCACUCUGGCGUCACCUGUCUUGGUGAUGCUCACGCGAGGGUGGGCCAGGAGAGAUGUCUGGAGGUGGGGUGUGUGUGGGCGCCCCAGGGCGACGCUCCUAGCUGCUACUUCCCUCCGCCCUCCUCCCAUGGCUAUGAGAUCAAGACCUCCCCGGUGAACCCUUCUGUGGGAGUGACUAGCCUAAGGGUGGCGCUGAAGGAUACCUCAGCACGCGUGGUACAGGCUAUGAAGGAGGAGCUGCUAGUGGAGAUGACAGAGUAUGGGCAGGAUGUGUUUAGGAUCAAGGUGAGGGUGCCAGGGGAGGCGCGGUACGAGGUGCCGGUUGGCCUUCACCUGCCCGGGGUGGACCACGCCGACAACCCUCGGUACAACGUCACCUUCACCGCCCCGGGACAAACACCUGACAACACUGACUUCGCCGUCAUCGUCACAAGGGCGGCUACUGGCAGCGUCAUCUUCGACACGAGCGUCGGCGGCUUGACAUACGCCGACCAGUUCCUGCAGGUGUCGACCAGACUGGCCUCGUCCAACCUCUACGGGCUGGGGGAGUCCGCCCACCCCACCCUCAGGCACAACCUCAACUACCUCACCUGGCCCAUGUUCGCUAGAGACCAGCCUCCAGCAGGGGUGGGAGAGAACCUAUACGGCGCUCAUCCCAUGUACCUGGUCGUGGAGGCCGACGGCAGCGCCCACGUUGUUCUUUGGCUCAACAGCAACGCCAUGGAGGCCGAGACGAUGCCCUUGCCGGGCCUGACCUUGAGGGCCAUCGGGGGCAUCAUGGACCUGUACUUCUUCAUGGGCCCCAGCCCUAGGGAGGCGCUGCAGCAGUACGCACAGGUGGUGGGGCUUCCCGCCCUCCCGCCCUACUGGGCCCUCGGCUUCCAACUCUGCAGAUACGGCUACAACAGCCUGGACACACUGAAGGCCGCAGUCUCCCGCACCCGCCGUCACGGCCUCCCGCAGGACGUCCAGUACGCUGACAUCGACCACAUGGACCGUCGUAUGGACUUCACCUACGAUAAUAUCAGCUUCGCCGGCCUCCCGGAGUAUAUCAGACAGGUCAAGGGUCAGGGGCUCCGCUUUAUCAUCAUUCUUGACCCGGCCAUCAACGCUGAGAUGAGUGCAGAGGAGUACGGGGUGCAUGCCAGGGCCCUACAGAAGGAUGUGUACAUCAAGUGGCCUCAAGACCUCGUCCCUGCAGACAACUUCAACGCUGGCGACAUCAUGCUGGGAUAUGUGUGGCCAGAUAACCGGACGGCGUUUCCGGACUUCUUCCGGACGUCAACAAAGGAAUGGUGGCAGGAGGAGAUAGUCCAGUUGCAUAAAACACUGGAAUUUGAUGGACUCUGGAUUGACAUGAACGAGCCCGCCAACUUCGGCACCAACGAGCGCCAACCAUGGAACUGGCUGGAAGGUUCGCUGCCCUGGAGCCUGACCUGCCCCAACUCCACCUGGGACGACCCUCCCUACGUCACUGCCGCAGUAACUGCAUGGGGCCAGGGAAAGAGACUGUCGGAGAAGACGGUGUGCAUGGUGGGGCUGCAGGGGGAGAGGAGAGAACUGCGGCAUUACGACGUUCACAAUCUCUACGGCUGGUCACAAACUCUGCCCACGCUCCUGGCGCUGCAGGAGGCGACGCGGAAGAGAGGUGUGGUGGUGAGCAGGUCAACCUUCCCGAGUAGUGGCAGGUGGGCAGGUCACUGGCUGGGAGACAACAGUGCUCUGUGGGCUGACCUCCGCAAAUCUAUCAUAGGCAUGAUAGAGUUCAACAUGUUCGGGGUGCCGUACGUGGGCGCCGACAUCUGCGGGUUCUUCGGGAACACGACGGAGGAGCUGUGUGAGCGGUGGAUGGAGCUCGGGGCCUUCUACCCCUACAGUCGCAGCCACAACACUCUGGUAGCCUCCGAUCAUGACCCUGGACUGUGGCCGAGCGUGGCAGCUUCAGCUCGCACAGCCCUGCAGGUGCGGUACACCCUGCUCCCCUACCUCUACACCCUACACUUCCUCGCCCACACCCAGGGCCACACCGUCGUCAGGGCGCUAUUCUUCGAAUUUCCCGAUAUCCCAGACACGUGGGAAGUCGACGACCAGUUCCUGUGGGGUUCGUGGCUUAUGGUCGCCCCCGUCGUUGAGCCCGGGCAGACGUCUCGUGGAGUGUACUUCCCGCCGGGUGUGUGGUACGACUAUUACACCGGCGUGGCGCUGAACGUGACGGAGGGGAGGAGGGUGACGAGGGCGGCUCCCCGCCCACACAUCCCUGUGUACCUGAGGGGCGGCGGGGUCUUGGCCACCCAGCCGCCCAGGGCCAACACCAAGCUCGCAAGGACUGAGCCCCUGGGACUGAUCGUAUCCCCGGACUGGGAGGGUCGAGCUACCGGGACGUUAUACUGGGAUGAUGGAGAAUCAAUCGAUCCCGUGGCGUCGGGGGAAUACUUCACUGCUCAAGUCACAUACUCACAAGAGAGGAUAACGUGGACGGUGGAACACUACGGUACAGUUGUGGAGGGCUUGGUGUUGUCGGACGUCCGGGUGAUGAAUGUGGCCGCCCGGCCCUCGCUCCUCCUGGUCGAUGGUGCCACCUGGCCCUCCGGCGACUGGCACUAUGAUGCUGCUACUGGGGAGCUGAAGAUGUUCGACCUGGGGAUUUCUGUGGUGAGGAACUUCACACUAUCCUGGACUGACAAGAUGAGCUUCCAGCUUCCUUGUCCUCUCUCCUACAGCAAUUGGGACGAGACUGUACCAGUUACUGAGCAACUGUGCAAGGCGAGGAACUGUGUUUGGGACCAGUCAAGCAAGAUACCGUGUUCGAUUCCUCCGCUGUCCGACUACGGCUUUAUGUUCGCUGACGGCGUGGUGGAGAGGACUGAGGAUGGAUUCCGGACAGUGUUGAGGAAGAUGGGCGCCUCCUUGUAUGGCGGGGAGAUGAACAACAUCACCUUCCAGGCCUUCCUCUACAGCGACCACACUCUCAGAGUUAAGUUUUACCAAGCUGAGGAGAGCCGUUACGAGGUGCCAGUUGAGGUACGAGUGCCAGGGGGCGGUGCCAGGGACCCCCUGUACGAGGUGGCACUGCCCAGCCACCCACGACCCGGAGACCCCUUCUACUUCUACGUCGUCAGGAGAGACACUGGCACCAUCCUGUUCGACACGAGGAUCGGGGGACUGACGUUCUCGGAGCAGUUCCUGAGCAUCAGCAGCACGUUGCCCAGCAGGAACGUGUACGGCCUCGGGGAGAACGCCCACCACACCUUCAGGCACCACCUGGGAGGGAAGGUGUGGCCCGUCUUCUCCAGGGACCAGGGGCCCGUCCCAGGGGUGGAGCGGGAGGUGAACCUGUACGGGGCGCAGCCGUACUACCAGUGCCUGGAGAACGACGGACGCGCGCACGGCGUCCUCCUCCUCAACAGCAACGCCAUGGACUACCAGCUUCUGGAGUACCCUGCCAUAACCUUCCGGACCAUCGGCGGGGUCCUGGACCUGUACUUCAUGCUGGGGCCGGAGCCGGAGACCGUAGUGGCGCAGUACACCAGCCUGCUCCAGCGCCCGGCCAUCCCGCCCUACUGGGCCCUCGGCUUCCAGCUCUGCAGGUACGGAUACGCGUCCCUGGAGGAGAUGCAGGAGGCGGUCAACAGGACGAAGGAGGCUGGAAUCCCACAGGACGUACAGUACGGGGAUAUAGACAUCAUGGACCGCCGGAUGGACUUCACACUCGACCAGAGGAACUUCGGUGACCUCCCCGGGUACGUGGAGGACCUCCAGGCAGGUGGAGUGCACUUCAUCGUCAUCCUUGACCCCGCCAUCAACGCUCAGCUGUCGGCCGAAGAGUACCCGCCCCAUGCCCGCGCCCUCGCGGCCGGGGCGUACGUGACGUGGGCGCCGGAGACGAAGGAGGAGGUGGUGCUGGCCAACAACGGUGGAGGCUUGGCCAGCAACGGCGGAGGCUUGGCCAAUAACGGUGGAGGCUUGGCCAGCAACGGCGGAGGCUUGGCCAGCAACGGUGGAGGCUUGGCCAGCAACGGUGGAGGCUUGGCCAACGUCAUGCUGGGAUACGUGUGGCCAGACAACAGGACAGCCUUCCCAAACUUCUUCAAGGAGUCUGCCAAGAACUGGUGGAUGCAGGAGAUCAAGAAUUUCUACACCACACUCAAGUUUGAUGGCCUGUGGCUUGACAUGAACGAGCCCGCCAACUUCGGCACCAACGAGCGCCAACCAUGGAACUGGCUGGAAGGUUCGCCGCCCUGGAGCUUGACCUGCCCCAACUCCACCUGGGACGACCCUCCCUACGUCACAAAGGCUGGAGCCCAGGGGCCGAGCAGGAGGAUGUCCGACAAGACCUUGUGUCUAGCGGCCUCGAUGGAGCCCUUCCGCCACUACGAUGUCCACAACCUCUACGGCUGGGCACAGACGGAGCCAACCUACAGAGCGCUGCAGGAGGUGACGGGCCAGCGAGGACUGGUGGUGACGCGGUCCACCUUCCCCGGGACAGGCCAGUGGGCCGGCCACUGGCUCGGAGACAACCGGUCCAACUGGACCGACAUGGCCCACUCUAUCAUAGGCAUGCUGGAGUUCAACAUGUUCGGGGUGCCGUACGUGGGCGCCGACAUCUGCGGGUUCUUCGGGAACACGACGGAGGAGCUGUGUGAGCGGUGGAUGGAGCUCGGGGCCUUCUACCCCUACAGUCGCAGCCACAACCACAAGGACGCCGUGGACCAGGACCCAGGAAUAUGGCCCGAGACUGUUGCGAAGUCGUCGAGGAAGGCUCUGGAGAUUAGGUACCGCUUACUGCCCUACUUCUACACUCUCUUCUACCACGCCCACACACAGGGCCACACCGUGGUCAGGCCACUUCUGCACGAGUUCCCGCUGGACCGGCGGACCCUGGGAGUAGAUGACCAGUUCCUGUGGGGGCCCGCCUUCAUGAUCUCCCCCGUCCUCAAGUCUGGGGCGGUGGAGAGACGUGUCUACUUCCCCCAUGACUUUUGGUACGACUACUAUACGGGAAAGCCGGUGGAGUGGCCAGGGGAGUACGUGACGGUGUCCGCUCCCAGGGACGUGAUCCCCCUACACAUCCGUGGGGGUCACAUCCUGCCGACGCAGCGACCAGCUCUCAACACCAACCUGUCGAGGAAGGAGCCGCUCGGGGCGCUGGUGGCCAUAGGAAUGAACAGGAGGGCGUCAGGACAGCUCUUCUGGGACGACGGAGAGGCAAUCGACACCGUUGGACGGAGGAGGUACAGCCUGGUCCAGUUUACCUUCGUCCAGAGCGUGUUGACGAUGAGAGUGGUGCAGGACCUGGUCGAGGAUCUCCACGGACUCAAGAUGAUGGACUUGGAGUUCUUAGGCGUGGAGAAUGAACCCUCUGGGAUCCUCCUCAACCACAAAGAACACCCUCUCCACUCCUCCACCUACGAGGCCGACUCCAUGAGGCUUCGCAUCUCCGUGGAAGUCGACCUCAACACGGAUUUUAUCCUGGAGUUGAAGGGCAUCUGGAAGUACACCGUUGACCUUGAUUAAAAGAUAAGAGAACACUCUGGGCGUUAUCCAAAUCUCAAAAGUAUUUGAGAUUUGGAUAACCGGAUAAUAUUUGGAUAAUAUUUACCGUUGUAAAAGAAAAUUAUAGCCCUUUGGUUGUUUACAUUUUACCGUUCUUCACUCUAGGGCGGGAUGAUUGUUACGGUAUCAUCACGUGACCCGACGCCACACUCAAGUGUCAUGCAGCAAAUGGUGAAAUUUGAAUAUAUUCAUGAGUGUUGUCACAGUAUUUAUAGUUCAUAAGUGUUGUCACAGUGUUUAUAGUUCAUAAGUGUUGUCACAGUGUUUAUAGUUCAUAAGUGUUGUCACAGUGUUUAUAGUUCAUAAGUGUUGUCACAGUGUUUAUAGUUCAUAAGUGUUCUCACAGUAUUUAAAGUUCAUAAGUGUUCUCACAGUAUUUAAAGUUCAUAAGUGUUGUCACAGUGUUUAAAGUUCAUAAGUGUGUAUUUGCCAUCAAAUGGCUUAAUAUUGAAAGAUACUGAAAAAAUUAUUCAUUAUAAAAUAAAGCACAAAAAUAGAACACAAAAAAGCUUUGAUUUAAAGAAAAUAUGACAUGCUGUGCAGUGCAGAAAAUAUGUGACAUAUGAUGAAAUUAGUUUAUAAUGCAAUAAGACUAACUAUCAAUGAACAUUAUGAAAGGAAGUCGUGAUCCUUGAGCUGCAGAAAGCCUCAACAAUGGUCACAAUGAGAACCAGGAAACAAACAUCACAGUCUAGUGUUCUUACUAUAUAUGUCUUUAUAUAAAGACAUAUAUAAAUAUCAAUCACCGGUGGUAGCCUCUGAUUGGUUGGAGACCCUGAGAAAAGGGAGUGGGGUGCCUGGCACCCAUAGGCUUAGAGUGCCAUGUUGACCAGACCACACACUAGAAGUUGAAGGGACGACGACGUUUCGGCCCAUCCUGGACCGAAACAUACUUCAGCCACGUUAUUGUGACUCAUCGCCUCCUUAGAGUGCCAUAUUCCAGGCCUAGUUUAAAAUGAUUUGUUUUAAACCUGGAUAGGCGGGGCUUAAGAGAGCCAUAGUAAACUUAGUGGGUAGGGCCGGAGGGCUACCUUGAAGGAGUUGAGGAUUUUUAGAGUUAGUGUAUCUGGAGUGUCAGUGGAGGUAGUAACCUCAGGAGCUGAGGUUACGGGGGUUUGGGGUUUGAAGGGGCCUCGUAGCCUGGUGGAUAGCGCGCAGGACUCGUAAUUCUGUGGCGCGGGUUCGAUUCCCGCACGAGGCAGAAACAAAUGGGCCAACUUUCUUUCACCCUGAAUGCCCCUGUUAC